CAGUCGAGUCAAAUCUACUGCUCGCUGCUCAUCAUGCGAUAAGUCAAACGUCAACUGGAUCGAAAGACUUCAAAAUGCGUGUCGGUCACUUGCUGUUUUCUGUGGCUUUGCUACUCACUCUGGUCUGCAGAUUUUCGAUUGGACAAAACGACGAAUCAGAAGUUUAUGGAAACGGUGGAAGGAUUGAGAUCGAGUUGGACGGUCCUGAGGUCCAGAUACAACGACCUCCGAGGAAAGAAAAUAUUUUGACGAUUCCAAAUCGCAGAAGUCGAAAUUGUGAAAAUACUGGGGAGGCGAAUCUCGAUGAAAUAUCAACGAACGACGGGACGGACGAGGUCGAAAGUUCGUUGGAAACUGAGGCCAACGAAGCUCGGAAAGAAGGUGCUCGAUCGUCGGACUACCGAAUGCAGAUUUUUGAAAAAUCGCGAACUUCGUUGCCGAGUGAUCGCAACGAGGUGGAAGAUCGUUCGAGCCUCCAGAAAAGCGCUCGAUCGAAGAGGGAAAUCUUUUUUAAGGACAUUUCCGUGGACCCUGGAUUUUCGUUCACCACGAAGGAAAGUGGCAGCAAAUUCGAUUUUAACUUGUCUGUGAAUGCGUCGUCGAGGACGAAGACGUGUCAAGACAGCUUGGACUGUGAGAACAGGGACAUGAUAGAAAAGCAGCGACCAGUCAGGCAAACAAACAGAACGUCAGCGCUCCAGAAGUUUGUAGAGACUCACGUGAACCAAGGUCGCGAGUUGGCAAAGAAUUUCCAAGAUCGAGCGAGAGCUUUGGUGGCGAGAGGAUUGUGUCCUCGCAUGCACACGCCAUCGAUGCUCAACUACAUCCAUAGCAAGUCUGGCAACGACGUUGUCACGUUAAACGAGCAAUCGGAAUCGGCACUUUUUGGGACGAAACUGUUGCAGCAAACUCUUGCACAGGAUUACAAUAUGACGGCUGACGGAUACGUUCAUUUUCUUCGGGAACGAGAUUUUCGCGUGGUGGAUGAAAACGUUUGUCGGCCGGCUGUGUAUCUUGCCUGCAAUCCCUCCGCUAAGUACAGAAAUAUCGAUGGCUCUUGCAACAACAUUGCUCGUCCCUUUUGGGGUCGAACGAAUUCUGCACUCGGAAGAGUUCUGCCAGCUCGUUAUUCGGAUGGAAUCCACGGGAUGCCGACUAGUGUGACCGGGGCCGAGUUACCGAAUCCUCGGGAGCUGAGCGUGCGAUUAAUCACACGAGGAGAAAAACACGACCCGGAAUUAAGUCUCGUUGUGAUGCAAUGGGGUCAAGUAGUGGCUCACGAUUUGGCCCGUCAAGUUCCCGACCAAACGGCCGAAGGGGGCAUCGAGUGCUGUGCCGACGGUGGAAGAGCUGUUCUUGACAAAUCUUUGCAGCAUCAUUCGUGCGCUCCAAUAGAGAUAUCGCCGCACGAUCCUUUUUAUUCGCGAUUUGCUCAGCGAUGCAUGAACUUCGUUCGAUCGAUGACGGCUCCGAGCGAGACUUGCACACUGCAACCGGCCAGACAACUGAACGCAGUUACGAGCUUUCUCGACUGCUCACAAAUGUACGGAGUGAGCGAUUCCGAGUCGAAAACGCUUCGGGCGUUUUUUGGUGGGCGAUUGAAAGCUGAAUAUCGACGAGGUCGGUGGUGGCUGCCAACAUCGAGAAACCAAUCGGACGUUUGCGACGUGUGGACACCGAACGAUUUUUGUUACGUUUCCGGCGAUCCUCGGACGAACCAGAACCCCCAACUGGUCGUCCUCCACACGCUUCUCGUCAGAGAGCACAAUCGGGUGGCAAUGACAUUAUGGGCAUUGAAUCCCCACUGGAACGAUGAAAAAAAUUUUCAAGAGGCGAGACGAAUCGUCAUCGCGGAAUAUCAGCACAUAACUUACAACGAGUGGCUGCCACUGCUGUUUGGCGAAGCGAACAGUCAUUCUUCGAAACGAGUCAAAAGGACAAUGUCUAACGAGUACAAUGAGAACGUUGACCCAUCAACGGUAAUCGGUUUCACGACGGGAGUUUAUCGAUCAUUGCACUCCAUGGUCGCAGGAAAUCUCGGCGUUUGCGACCUCGAUCGAAACAUCGUUGACGUUCUCAGGCUGGAAAAUUAUUACUUCAGGCCGUCCGUCAUAGAAAAUAACGACAAUUUCGCCGGCUUGUUGAGAGGUCUCGUGGCACAAUACGUCGGAAUGCAAGACACCGUUGUCACUGAGCAGGUGACAGAAUUCGCGCUCCGUUCUCGCAACCCUUUCGGCAUGGAUUUGACCUCCAUUGAUAUUCAGAGAGGUCGAGAUCACGGCAUGCCGGGUUACAACGCUUAUCGCAGAUUCUGUAACCUCCGUCCGGCCCGGACUUUCAGUGAUCUCGAUGGGGAAAUAUCGCCGGAGAACAUCGAACGAUUACGUCGCGAAUACGCUCACGUGGACGACAUAGAUUUGGUGGUCGGAGCAUACAUGGAAAAUCUCGUGCCCGGAAGUCGCUUGGGGCCAACGAAUUUUUGUUUGUUUCGAGAACAAUUUUAUCGAACUCGAGCAGGCGACCGAUAUUUCUACGACAACGCCAACUUCUCACACUCCUUCACGCCUGAACAAUUCGAGGAAAUAACGAAAGUUACGCUUGCUCGUUUGGUUUGCGAUACGGAAAACGGCGUUGGUCACAUACAGCCUGAAGCGUUUCGAGCCAUAUCGUGGAACAAUCCACUCGUCCCGUGCAGAACUUUGCCCAAAUUGGAUUUGACUCUGUGGAAGGAAUAAAUUACGAAUUAUUCACAAAUUUCAUUCAAUUUUCAUUAAAAUGUCAGUGAGAUCGAGCUCGAAACGUCCACUAGAAAUUUUUUAAGCUCAAAAUGAGCUGUAGCAUGAUCGAGUUCGUAUAAAUAUCGUACGUCCUUCUCGAAUACUCUCAUACAAUCGAAAAUAGUGAAAAAAAAAAACUUUUUAGUUUUAAUAUUUCGACUGCAUCGUAUAAAAUAUGGAAAAAACCAGUUUUCAGGCCCCUCAAAUGGGAAGCAGGGAUUUGAACAAAAAAUGUACUGAGUCUAGAGAUAAGAGGGGAAAAAGAAAAAUGAUAGAAAGAAAAGAGAUUUUAAAAAAA
Molecule: messenger RNA, 3075 nt
Organism: Venturia canescens
Lineage: Eukaryota; Metazoa; Arthropoda; Insecta; Hymenoptera; Ichneumonidae
Product: peroxidase-like
Exons: 13
Coding region: 75-2735 (886 amino acids)
Biological process (GO): response to oxidative stress
Molecular function (GO): heme binding; peroxidase activity
Source: RefSeq, a predicted model, not a curated record